This is a messenger RNA of Synchiropus splendidus (mandarinfish), 2440 nucleotides long. RefSeq names its product major histocompatibility complex class I-related gene protein-like. Bases 84 to 1229 code for a protein of 381 amino acids. Gene Ontology annotation, biological process: immune response. Gene Ontology annotation, cellular component: external side of plasma membrane. Lineage: Eukaryota; Metazoa; Chordata; Actinopteri; Syngnathiformes; Callionymidae. The transcript has 9 exons. The record is from RefSeq and is a predicted model, not a curated record.
GGAGCGAGCUCUGUUUCCUGCGACAUGCUCUCCGACAUUUUGUUUGUUUUUGACCUGAAACUGCAGCCUCUUGUUUCCAAAAGAUGAACAAGAUGGCAAUGAGAGUCUUCGUUAUUUUGGCACUUUGUUGGGCGAAAAGCGCAAAUGCAGCACGCCACUCCCUCACCUACAUUACAACUGCAUCAUCUGGAGUUACGAGCUUCCCAGAGUAUGUGGAGGUUGGUUUGGUGGACGGUGUUGUGAUCUAUCGCUACGACAGCAACAACAGGAAAGCAGAGCCCAGACAGGACUGGAUGUCUCAACUCAGUUCUGCUGAUCCGGAAUAUUUAGAGUUCAACACAUGGAGGUGCAAGACAAACCAGAAGCGCGCCAAGGAUAAAGUUAACUAUCUUACAGAGAGAUUCAACCACACUGGAGGUGUCCACAUUGUCCAGUGGAUUUACGGCUGUGAGUGGGAUGAUGACGAGACUGUAAAGGUCAGAGGUCAUUAUCAGCUCGCGUAUGAUGGAGAAGACUUUCUGUCGUUGGACCUGGAGACUCAGACAUGGGUCGCUGCAAAACAGCUGGCGGGCAACUUAAAAGACCCGUGGAACAAUGAUCAAGAGAUUACCGAAUAUAAUGACUUCUACAUGAACCGGUACUGUCCUAAGUGGGGGAAGAAGCUUCUGGACCAGGGGAAGAGCUCCCUCCUAAGAACAGAGCUUCCAUCAGUGUCUCUCCUCCAGAGGACUCCGUCCUCUCCCAUCGUCUGCCACGCUACAGGCUUCUACCCUCCACGAGCCAAGUUGUUCUGGACCAAAGAUGGAGAGGAGCUUCACCAAGGUGUUACAAAUGGAGAGGUCCUCCCCAACCCUGAUGGAACCUACCAGAUGAGGGCCCAGCUGAAACUGCCAGACCCAUCUGAAGACUGGGAGAGGUUCACCUGUGUGUUCCACCUUGAUGGUGUAGAGGAAGCCUUGCUCACCAACCUGGACAAAGAGGCCAUUUUAACCAACAGGAAGCCGGACCAAACCAUCCCCAUCGCUGUCUCAGUGACUGCUCUUGUUCUGCUUGUCGCUGCUGCUGCUGUUAUUGGAGUGGUCAUGAGGAGAAGAGCAGGCAAAAGUGCAGAAACUGACUCCAACAGUUCUGAGGAGGUUCUGAAUCCACUGAAUCGCCUGACUAAAGCUACUGCACAUGGCAUCAGGCCUUCAGAGUCGGUGGAUCUCCUACAUGAAGCUCCAGCAUGAAGCUCCAGCAUGAAGCUCCAGCGUGAAGCAACAUGAGCAUGAAGGAAUGUCACAAGGAAAGAAGAGUGGAGCAUUGUGUGGCUGCAGCUAUCGACUAUGCUCUAAUCUUGAGCUUCAUGUGUGAAAUUUGUGUUCUACACUCACACACACAUGCACUCCAGUGUCCUCACACUCAUCAUAGUAUGUGAACACUCUCUGUCUAUGUUACCGACAGAGUGAAGCAACUACAACUACAAGGUCUGUGCUCUACUCACAUUCAAUUUAUUCAGGGAGUGCUUGGAACUUUAUACCUCACCACAUAUUUUUACAGUCAUCUGUUCAAUAGCAACGCUACAUUACACCCUCAACCUUCCAUUACUUAAAGAUUUGUAAUAAUUGAGGCGUAACUAGAAGGCAAACGGACACAGAGGGUGGAUGCAGGUGUAUUUACCAGUUGAGAAGCCGUUAACCAGCUCAGUAAGAUCUCACUGGUGCUGUAGUUUAUAUUUUCCUCAAGCUGCUCCACCUGGAUUGUUAAAAACAAAAUAAGAAACAGACUAGUUUCCGUUCUGUGAUUUGUGAAGGAAGAGGUCUAAUAUUUCCAUCUCAUGGUUUAGUCCUUUCACCUCCGUUCAACUUCAUGCCCAUGAAGACGGCACCUGAUGGAGUAUUACACACAGUUCACCUGUGAUCCCAAGAGUUUUACUUCAGUGUUAUUUGUCACAGUGCUUGGUGAACAUGUCUGUAGUUCUCACAACUGUUGUCACCCUCAUACAUAUAUUGAAUGUAACUCUUGGUGAAAAAGUGAAAUACAUGUGACCAUUUUUUCCGAUGGAAAUUUGAAGCACACAUGAAUUAGCUGUUAUCGUAUGAGUUAUAACAUUUUGGAUCUUACGAGUGAUUAGUGUGUUGCAAUCAAUAUAUUUAUACAGCAGAUAUGCUUGAGCUGUUGUCUUCUUAAGCUUCAAAAAAACAUACUGAAGGCUUUUAUAUAGGUAGGUUUUUGCUGGUUCAUUUUUGCUUUUCACACAAAUAGCAUUUCAACGAAUUUCUUGCAUCUUGAAUUGAAUAGAAUCAAGAUGUAAUGUAAUGUGUUUUGUUUCUUAAGUCAUGAAUAAAAUUCCUGUUGAAAAAAAGAAAAUCUUGUUUGUUGUGAAUGGACGUAUGUUAUAAUAAAUAUAGAUGCAAAUGGAUGUUCAAUUAAUUUUGUUCUUGUUUUGCACGAAAGAAAG